AUGGAAAAGGCCAUCGCAGAAGCUAGAGAGCAAUUAGAUUUACAAAACGUGAAGCAAGCUUUGAGAAUACUCAAACCAUAUAAGAAAUCUGUUGCGACUGGCGGACAAGAUAGACUCGAUUUGGUACAGGUGUUCGCAGAUGCGUAUCUUGAGAAUGGUCAGGUGGAAAAAGCGUACUCUUUAAUUGAAAGAUCCUGUCAGUUGGAUUCCGACGGAAAGAUAGGUGGUUGUGCAAAAUUCUUCACGUUGGGUCAGAUUACGGGUGGACCAGAUGGAAUUUCUAUCAUUAUGAAAGGGAUUGAAAACGUAUCAGCUAUCGCCGGAGAUUCUCUUUCUCAAGAACAAGCAAACAUGAUGGUCAAUGGGCUACUUGCGAUGAUAGAAAUAUGGAUGACUGAUCUUUGUAUGGAAAAGGAGGCAGAAUCAGAAUGCGAAGAGUUAAUUUCAAAGGCAAUGGAAAUUUCAGAAGGUAAGUCAUCGGAGGUUUGGUCAGUGCUAGGUUCCAUUAAGAUUUCUCAACAAAAAUUCGGUGAAGCUUCGGAAGCAUUCACAAAAGCCUGGGAAUUCUUCCAAAUGAAAAAAGAGUCCAUUGAAGAACAAUUAACGGAGGAAAGCGUUUCCAGCCAUGCAGAAUAUCUUGAAUUACUACAACCAGCAAUCUCGUUAGCAAAAAUGUGUAUUGAAAUGGGAUUAUACGAGAUAAGUUUACAAAUAGUAGCAGCGAUCAAAGAUAUUGACGAAGACAAUUUGGAGAGCUAUUACUUGGAAGGGUUCACAUAUUAUUUGAUGGCUAAAUUAGAACAGUUUAAACAACAAAACCAAUCAUUACAACUAUCUCCUGAAAAUAUCUACGAAUUCAAUUCCCACGUCCAAGAAUUACCUUUGGAUAUCAAGAAUGAGUCAUUGAAGGACAUUAUUUACGAGGCGCGUGUUUCUUUGAGCUUUGCUUCUAAGUUCAGUGAAAAUGCGGAGUCCGACGAUGAAAUGGCCAAGGAAAUAAUCCAAGGAGUCCAUGGCUUGUUGAAUGAAAUUGGUGGUGCUCUUGAUAUAACAGAACUAAUGAAACUCAAACGUGGAGAGGAAGUUACAGAAAUUGAUGAAAUCGAAAUCAACGAGCUUGAAUGA
Molecule: messenger RNA, 1125 nt
Organism: Kluyveromyces lactis
Lineage: Eukaryota; Fungi; Ascomycota; Saccharomycetes; Saccharomycetales; Saccharomycetaceae
Gene: ACL4
Product: Acl4p
Exons: 1
Coding region: 1-1125 (374 amino acids)
Cellular component (GO): mitochondrial outer membrane
Molecular function (GO): protein binding
Source: RefSeq, a predicted model, not a curated record